AGCUCGUUCCCAACACUCCCGCCUGGCACGUGCUGACGGUGACAACCGGGUCCCGCACGGGGGCCUUUGCGGCGGAGUUAUGAUUGAAAGAUUACGGCGUUGACAUGCGAUGAAAAGAUAUUUUUCGGGGGUCGGACUUUGCGACGUAGCAACUGCUGCUCGUGUGUUAAAUAAUUGCUUCCUGUGAACUGAGCCGGUGUGCAAAGUUAGGGACGCGGUCGCUAAGGGAGUUUUAACGGUUGCCGCUUACUAUAAGGACAAUUAGUACAUUUUAGAUUUUCAGUUCCGUUUACCCAUUGUUAUUCUAUACUGCGGCUGGUGAACUGAGCGCUCAGGGAAAAAAGAGCUCCCAACUUUUCAUCGUCUACCAAUCCAAGUUUUGGAGACUCUGAAAGGAAUUUUUUUUCAGAAUGGAGCUUUUUAUGGGUUUGUAUUUGUGAUGCAACAACGGAGUCUGUCCGUUCUAGAACUCUCACGAUGUGACGAUUAAAAAAGAAAGUAUUGUUCAACUGAGGAAGGUGAGUGUCCACUUCGGAAGUGCCAAUGGCCUUGACCACCCGCAAACUGCGGCCAUGGAAAGACGUCCAACCGGACAUUCAGAAGAAACUGAGGAACUGGAAUUCCCAAAGGAACGCGGACAAUGUCACCAUUCCAUAUGGACUACAGCUGGAGCACAACCUGUCCCACCCCAACCCUGUACGCUGCAUGUGCUCCCAGCGUGUCCUGACGGGGGACAUCUUUGUGGCCAAUCAGGGCGUGGGAGUCACCAACCAGCUGUACCUGUGGAACAUCGACGCAGACACCAAUGGCGCUGAACUAAAGAAGUACGUCAACCCCUUAACCGAUGUUGACUUUUCUAACUGCAGAUAUCCUGUGACCCCUGCUAUGACCCUGCUGAAGUGCAUCCCUAAGGUCCACGCUCUGGUGGGCUACUGUUCCAGCGACAUGACGAUCAACAUCUUCACUGACAUGCUGCACGACUUCAAACAGUUAUCCACAAGCCCCAUGCCGACCACUGUCUUGUCCAUGGCCUUCCUUGAUGACACUGAUGAGCUGGUGUUGGGGACAGUUGGAUCGUUGCUGACCUUCAAACUCGGCAUGUUUGACAUCCGGGCCAAGCUGGUGCCAUCCAAGCCCUUCAUCACAGAUCUCACCAGAGAUCAGUGGGUUCUGAACCUACAGGUGGACAGAAGGACGAGGCAGCUGAUAGCGAUGUGCGAUGACGGAGUCUUCUUCAUCAACUACAGCAGCCGCAUGCAGGAGCGUUUCCUGCCCAACUGGCACAAGGCUGACCUCAGCUGCUGUAUCGCCUACAGGCCCAAGGAAUACUUCAUCACUGCAGCAACAGAUGGGACCAUGAAGGUGUGGAACUCCAUUGUGUUCAGCCAGGUCCAUGAGUUUAUGGGCCACUAUAACCACAUCACAGGGCUGGCUCUGCACCCCCGCUACCCACUACUGGUGUCUGGGUCCAGGGAUGGGUCCAUCAGGGUUUGGAGGCUGGACACUCUAGAACAGACCUAUCGUUUGGACAUAGGGGAUGACAUCUUGGAGAUGAGCAUGUUAGGGUCAGGCACUAUAUUCUACAGGACAAAACAUCAGAUCAAGGUGUGGUACCUGAACCAGUUCCACUCUACCUUCAGCCACGUGUACUGUAGUGUUAACAAACUGGUACGCAUCAACUGGGCAGGACUGCCAUCACGGGUCCUGGUGACAGGAGAGGAUGGCAGUGUACGUAUUCUGUCAGCUGUUUCUGGGGUAGUGUUGAACAUCAUCUAUCCCAUGGCCACCUACCAAGUUCUGGAUAACCUAGUGUAUGACCCCAGUGCCAACAGAAUCUUUGCAGUGCUGAAAGAUGGAGAGGUUCUGGUGUAUGACAGCUCCACCAACCCCUGUAUGCCUCAACAGCUGCUCUGUCCUGAGACGGACGAUGAACAGGUACUGAGCGCUGCAUUGAUAAAACUGGAGUUGGCGCUGGGGCAGGAACACACCACAGCUGGGAAGGCAGUUGUGUUUGCAGGUCACAAGAAUGGACAACUCUCCCUGCUACAGGCUCCCGACCAGCUCAGGAUGCAAAACAUCCAGGCACACAGUGGCCAGGUCUCAUUCCUAUACUCGUCACAUGGGAAGCCGGGCCAUGGUGUCCUGGGCUCCGUGUCCCGCCUGGUGUCCUGUGGGACAGACAAACGUGUCCACAUCUGGGAGAUAGGUGUGGAGGGGGACACCAUCAGGCUCAUCUGCCUGUCAACUGUGCAGUGCCAAGUCACACCCAUGUUGAUCUCCAUGGUGGGCAACAUUCUGGCCUUGGUGACCAUAGACGGUGUCCUCUCCAUGUAUAAAACAUACACGAAGGAAGAAAUGACUCAAGAUAAGACAACUUACAUUCCAGUGUCGUCCUGCAUAGUCCCACUCACACACCACAUCGAAGAUGACCACAAGAAAGGAGUCACUGCUCUUUGCUGCUCAAGGACUCUUGGCCUGUUUGCAACCACUGGGAAGGACGCUUGUGUCAAGAUCUGGAACACAGAAAACAAGCUGCUCAAAGAACUUGUCCUUGAUAACACGCUACAAGGGGUGUGCUUUGCAAACGACAGAGGAGACCUUCUGAUUGGUUACCAAAGUCAUGUCAGUUAUAUCCCAUUGUUGAACUACCUUCCGAAGCCAUACCUUGAGGAACUUGAUGCAACCGAUGUCUUGGACGAAGAGUUGGAAGAGCCUGUGCCAUAUGAUCCCUCCCUGCAGCUACUGUUCACUAUGGAUUCCAUCCCAGUCUUCCCUCUGGACUUGAAUGAGAGGAGGGAGAUGGAGUUGCAACAAGUCUCCUCCUCUGUGCCUGCAACCCAAGUGUCGGAAAUGGACUUGCAAAUACCAUUUUCCACUAAAACCUCAUCGCUCCUCUCGAUCAAGCCUUCCUCCCAUAUCAGGCAGAGUACAAGACUUAGUGCAAGGGCUUCUCAAACUGCACCAGUAGCAGCGUCACCAUUCAGACUUUCUCCUCCAUUAGAGCCCAUAGGAGCAGUCCCUUCAAGUGUAAAGGAAGAAGAGGAAGAAACUGCUGUAGAAGAAGAAGAAGUAGGGCCUACAGAAACAGUGCCAGAUGAGACCACAUCAGACCAGGUGACAGACAAGGAUGGAACAAAAGAGCCAGAGAAAGAAGAAGAGGAGGAGGACCCACUCUUGAAGCGCAAGCCUAUCAUAGCUCCCGAUGGGUACAUCCCUAACUCUGUCAUCCGAUUCAUCAUUGGUUACAAACCACCCCCAGAGAAGGUUAUCCACGAAGAGUGGAAGCUGAAGGCUGCUCCAUCAGGUGAAUUACCAAAGGUGGAAGAAGGGGAGGAGGAGGAGGAAGCUGAGGAGGAAAAAGAGCUUUUGAUAGAUUGGAGCAGCUCACCAGAGUUAGACAUCAAAGAGGAUGACGAAAGGUGGAAGCUUCCGUCUCCUGUCCGAUUUGGGGAAAAGAAAGAGAAGCCCCGAGAGCAGAAAGCAAGCCCAAAAUUGGACUACAAAUUCAAGAAAGUUCACUUUCCGCCUUCUUCAGGAGAGGAAUCACCUAGCGGCAAAAAGUCAAAGCAGGUAAAGGAGAAGAAAGAAUGGGAAGGACCUACCUUGCUUCGAAAUAUCGUCAACUACAGUUGGUUUCCCCGCGACAAGCUAACUGACCAAAAGCUGACUGUGGAAAACGUCAUGGCCAUUCUUCUGCCUUUGUUGGAAGACACAAGUAACUUAGAUAGGCACAAGAAGGUUUGCAUGGCAAUCACAGAUAUAUACAAGGAGCUUGGACUCAGCAAAGAAUUGCUUGACAAGGUUAUCAAGAUUCUGCUUGGCCAACUUAGCUGUAGGAAUGCUAUCAUCAGAAGAAAUGCAGUGAGAACACUUGGUGCAUUGGGGCUUGACAGAAAGGUAAUCCUCUUGGCUCUAAUAUCUGCUCUUACAGACCAUGACAAAGGUGUGCAAGAGGAGGCUCUUAAUGCCAUAACGACAGGCUCUGGUGUCAAAACCAAACAGGACCUCGCACGAAUGCUGCAGCAGGUUGGGGUUCUCAAGGGGCCAGUCAAAAACAUGGAUAGCCAGAAUUUGAAGGAGUUGGAGGAAAGGAUGGGGAAAAAGGCUCAUGAUCAAGCCCUGCAGGACAGCUUGUCUGAGAUCAGUGCAAAAAUAGCCAUGUGGAAUGACAGGAUUGACCAGAGGCACGCCCUUCCACCACUUGAGACCGAUUUCUUAGACUUCAUAGACAAAGAAGACCAGCUUGACAAGAAGAGAGGAAAACAGAAGACCAAAGGGGCAGCUCAAAUUUCAGGAAAGCAGAAAGAAAGGGGUUCUCCUGGUUCAAAGGCGGGUAAAAAAACUACUAUGUCCUUCAAAAGGCACGCCAAAUCACGCCCAAAACGCCCCCAACCAAAGGUCACUGCCAAACGUCAAUCACGUGUCAAAGGAGAUCUGGCUAGUGGAGAGAGGUGGACACUAUCCCACCAUAACCAGGCCAUCCGAAAAAUGUUGAUUGCCAAGGAGCUUGAAGACACCCGCAGCUCAGUUGGGCAGGGAACUGUGACAACAACACAAGACCACAGCAGACAUGUGGUAGAAGCGCCGCCUAGCAGUCGGAGUGAAAGUCCAACAGACAGCACCAGGCAUGCAGCCAGGGUCGCAGGCUCAGGAACCAAAGAAGGUCAAAGAGAAUUAUCAGAGGCUGAUACAAGCUCGACAUCCCACAAGUUGCCUGGAAAGGAGGCUAUUGAUGACAAAUCAGUCUGCCAAGAUGAUGACACAGCAGUGGGUACUGAUGAUGCAAUGUCAACAGCUCUGACUGACGACAUUGCAUCCACAGCCCCAACAGUGGAGGAACUGGAGCUUAGACUUAGAAGGACUUUCACAGAUGACUAUGCAGCAACCGAAUCCAGCUAUGAUGACUCAGGAUUGGGCCAGAUGUCUGAUACCUCCAGCUACAUGGAUGGAUUCAGGGUCCGGAAGCCCAUGCAGACACAUUACUUCCCACCUAUCAAAUCCGGCAUCCCAUUUGAACUGAGGAGUGACAGCGACAAGUCGUUUUCUCCAUACAAAGAGGAGGGAGGAGAAGAAGAGGAGACGACGGAGAAAUGGCGACAGCUCUUCAACAGACCGUCGGCGCAAAGACGCAAACGCUUGUACGAGGAGCGCGCCAAGAAGCUACGCGGGAAAGGGGCCAAAGCAAAGCAGAGUCUCCCGCCAAUUGUUUACAUGAAGGACAUGAAACAGUUGACAAAGGGCGACUUGGGUCAACGUCUCCUUCUCAGUGUAGCGACACAUUUUGCACCAGAUGCAAGAAAGAAGCUGGAGGGAAGGGAUCGACAUAGGAUCACUAGUCUCCCACAUAAACUGGGCUCCCACACAGAUGUAGAGAGCUAUGGGUGCUCAAACUUUGGCACAAUUAACAUGCUGUGGACCACAAUGGCACCACAGGGACCAGAGAUCCCCGUCUUGUAUCCGCACAACUCAACCUUCACGCCCACUAAAGAUGGUGCUGCACACGGUCAAAGACAACCUAAAAAGCCGUUUCGCGUUCCAUUGCCAUCUCUAGAGAUGUUGACACAAGUGCAGGCCAUCCAGGAAAGUGGUCUGUUGAGGGAGAAAAGUUUGAAACAGAACUACAGCAGAUCUUACCCCUCUGUUACCCCUUACAGUUGGUCUACCCCCCUCCCGCCUGCAAGAAAACUGAACAGCACCCUGAGGAAGCUUGAGCUUUCGGAGGUGGACCUAAGUGCCAAACCAGCGGGGAAAGAAAGCUGUGUGGCCCACAAAAGGGGGCGGCACAGAUGUAAAGUGUGUAAAGGAUACUACUCAUCACCAGAACUUGCAGGAAGACCAGAUUCUGAGGAAGACCCUCCUUCAAGUGCUGCUCCACCACCAUCCAGGGCAGAAAUGUGCAAAGUGAUUUCUUUGCCCAUUCUUGCAUAA
Molecule: messenger RNA, 5928 nt
Organism: Branchiostoma belcheri (Belcher's lancelet)
Lineage: Eukaryota; Metazoa; Chordata; Leptocardii; Amphioxiformes; Branchiostomatidae
Exons: 14
Coding region: 544-5928 (1794 amino acids)
Molecular function (GO): protein binding
Source: RefSeq, a predicted model, not a curated record